This is a messenger RNA of Purpureocillium takamizusanense, 1691 nucleotides long. RefSeq lists its product as uncharacterized. The record is from RefSeq and is a predicted model, not a curated record. Lineage: Eukaryota; Fungi; Ascomycota; Sordariomycetes; Hypocreales; Ophiocordycipitaceae. Gene Ontology annotation, molecular function: transcription coregulator activity. The transcript has 2 exons. Gene Ontology annotation, cellular component: mediator complex; core mediator complex. The coding region runs from base 62 to 1093 and encodes 343 amino acids. Gene Ontology annotation, biological process: regulation of transcription by RNA polymerase II.
CUUUGAUCCCCGCAGCGUCAACAUUACUCCACCAACCUUGCCCGCCGCCAUUUGGUGCAGCAUGGACAAAUAUAUCGACGGCCGCUUCGAGCGGCUGGAAAAGGCCCUGUCGAACCUGAUCGAUUCCGUCGCCAAAUAUCACCCGUCCGUCAGCCAGGCCGAGGAGCUCAAGGCUGCCGACACGGAACUCGGCAAGGGCUUGGAGCAAGUGCAAACGCAUCAGAGGAACCACCUGCGCAUCCUACGGCUGCGACAGACCUCGGCCGCUCUGGACACGCAGAUCAAGGAUACUCUCACGAGCCUCGCCGAAGCGCGUCGUGGCAUUGUCACGACGCGCACCACCACGUUCCCUCGCGAGCCGAACUAUCCCAUCGCCUACGAGGAGCUCCUCAGCUACGCUCGCCGCAUCAGCAAGACGACCCUUCCGCCCGCCGCGACCAUCAACGCAGCCACCGCCCUUGCCACGGUACCUGCCUCCCCCGAGGGCCAGACGCCCGCCGCCAAUGACUCGCAGACGCCCGCCGCCGUGACGCCUUCUGCGCGUACUCCCUCGCGAACGCAAAGCCCUGCGCCGAACGGCGCCCUUUCGCAGGCGCCCCUUUCGGAGCCCCCCACCCAACAAACCACCGCUCUGUCCAUGAACACCAGUCUACCAGAGGGCAUGAGCCAGUACCUCAACCCCCUGUCGGGUCAGCUGUUCUUUCCGUGGCCGCUCGAGGACAAGAUUCGGUCUGGUGCCCUUGCCUCGUACCAGAUCCUCGCCGAACAAGGCAUCGACCCGAAAGGAUACGAUCCCGUCACAGAGGAGGAGCGCAAGCGCAAGGACGAGGAAGAGCGCAGGGUCAAGGAAGAGCAAGAGCAAAAGGAGCGCGAGGAGCGUGAGAAGCAGAUGCGCGAAGAGAGAGAGCGCAUCAGAGUGGAGCGAGAACGUCAGCGGGAAAAGGAGCAGGAGGAAUGGCGGCGAGCGAGCAUUGCAGGCAACGCACCCGACUCGGCGGGGCUGCCGCGGACCAACACGGGCGCCGGCGAGAAGAAACAGUUCCAGUUCACGAACCUGGAUGACCUGGACGAUGACGAUGACGACGAUGACUAGUGCCCACGCUGUGUCGUGCGCUGAAUGCGAAUUUAGUUUCUGGAGUCUUUCACGCUGGCGAGGAACAAGCGGUCGCAGCACAAUUUUAAUGAAACGAAUAUUCAUGGCGUGAGCUGCAUUCCCCCACCUCUUUGCUACUUGAUGAGGCAUCUUACCCUGAACGCUGCGCAACUUGCCUUUCCAUCCUCGAUCCAAGAGACCUCUGCGGUCUCGAACUAGGUAGCAGUCCUGUGGUCCGCGCCUCCCUGGCGUAUGCGCCAUGAACCGUGUCGCAAUGUGACUGCGUGGUUCGACUCUAUACAAGGCGUCAACAAGUCGCGAUAACCUUAGGUAUUGUCACUGAGUUGGCUUUAUUACCGAUGCAACGUUUACAAUCAUGUGUCUAUCAACUUCGCUUUUUAACCUCACACACAUCCUGCGCCGCGUGCGGCACAAUGGCUACCCCUCUUUGAGACCACAACACCCGCGCGGCAUCCGGGACGGGGCAGUUCAGCUGGUCAAGCAAACAAUAUUUGUACAAGUGCAGAGCGGCACCGUCCUGCGAUAGUGCCACACAGCUUGGAAAGGUCGCCAUGGCUCCCCAUAAGUCUUAGUCGAU